Messenger RNA from Mycena indigotica, 1014 nucleotides. RefSeq names its product BTB domain-containing protein. The coding region runs from base 1 to 1014 and encodes 337 amino acids. The transcript is spliced from 4 exons. The record is from RefSeq and is a predicted model, not a curated record. Lineage: Eukaryota; Fungi; Basidiomycota; Agaricomycetes; Agaricales; Mycenaceae.
AUGGACACUAAUCGAGGCUCUGUCAAUGGGGCAGCUCAGGUGCAGCCCACGCGGGACAGGUAUUACUACUUCGAGGACGGCGAUUGCACAUUCCAGGCAGAAAAUGUGCUGUUCAAAUUACACAAGCAAAUUAUCUCCCGGGAUCCCGAGUCGAUGUUCCGAUCGAUGUUUGCGGACGCGCAGGGCGGGCCGCCGUCGGAGAUCAUCCCGCUGCCGGGAACCAGCGUAGUGGGUUUCCGCAUGCUCUGCUGGGCAAUCUAUAUUCUACCGGGAGACGCCCACAAAUUCGGCGGGCUUGAGCGCGUGACAGACCGGCAGAUCCCGGCGUUCCUGCUCCUCAUCGAAAUGGCGAACAAGUAUGGCAUGACCCAUUGCGUGAGGUGGGCGUGGCAGCUGCUCUCCAUCGGGCAGCCAAAGCAGCGCUCGCUGCAGGACUACAUCAACGAGUGGCGCUCGGCGGACGAGGGGUUCGCGCGGGUGGAGCGCGUUCUUUCCGUAGCGCACGAAUGCUCCCCGAUUGUCCCCGAUUUCUGGAACGCGGCAAGCAAUCAAAUGUGGUUUGCCGGCCAGUUUGGACCCCCCGCGCGAAUGCUCGCGCUCGGCGAAACAUACAAUCUACGCUUCCUCCAGGCCAUGGCCUUCUACACGCUCUUCGAGAGGGCGCGCAGACACGAGAUCUCGCCGACUCUUGCCGGGUUAGCUAACAUGGGCUUGACAGAAGAGCAGAAGCGGUGUGUCGUGCGCGGCUUCACCCGCCUCAACAACAUGCUUUUCCACAUCGCCGAUCCGGGCGACGCGACACCAGAGCGCCGUGACCCGACCUGCCAAUGCUUCACUGGAGUCAUAGGCCGCGGGUGGGAAGAUAUGAUCGUCGAGAAUCGGCGGAAUCUAUGGCAUCCACGAGAGAUCUUGAGAAACACAGGUAUCAGGGCUAAUAACUGCAAGUGCGUGCGCAGCUAUCUGGACCGUCUUGGAUUUGAUUCAGAUAUCAAUACGUAUUUCUUGACGCCAUAA